This is a messenger RNA of Zea mays, 2247 nucleotides long. Its product is annotated as adenylate isopentenyltransferase. Bases 567 to 1658 code for a protein of 363 amino acids. The transcript has a single exon. The record is from RefSeq and is a predicted model, not a curated record. Gene Ontology annotation, cellular component: mitochondrion. NCBI's taxonomy places the organism in Eukaryota, Viridiplantae, Streptophyta, Magnoliopsida, Poales, Poaceae. Gene Ontology annotation, molecular function: tRNA dimethylallyltransferase activity. Gene Ontology annotation, biological process: tRNA modification; cytokinin biosynthetic process.
UCAGCUUCACACGAUGGCUUAUGCGUUAAUCUGAAGGCACCUUCCUGCAGUUCCAGUGAUCAGUGUCAGAAGUAUCUGCUCCACGGAGUAUAUAUAUCCUCCGCCUGCUGCGCCAUCGACCAAGCAUACGCACCGCCUAUUCGCCUUGUUUUGGCUUGCCCGCCCGCCCGCUUUGCCGCCCGAGUGGAGUGAGUGAGUUGCCAAGCGGCUAGGCAGGAGAGAAAGAAGAGGGACAACGCCGGAACAGGCGCCCGGCACAAGGGCAAACAGACGCAGAAAGAGCAGGCAUGCAAAACCCUGCAAGCCCGGCUCGCGAGCAAACAACUUGCGCGUGAGCUGAAUGCGGAUGCCGUGGCAUUCGUUAGUUUAGUAGCCUCAGCUUCGUACUACUAACUGCGGCAGCUUGGUCUACCUUCUACUAAUAAAUGACACAGUCGUUAUAGCUAGCCCAGUCCCACCAUGCGCAACAAGUCCACCAACCCCAAGUGAGCCACGCCCACGCCUCCGCUCCGUAACCGUAUAUAACGCGGCACAGGACUGGGCUCCGUGGCAGGAAUUAAGGCUAUAUGAGCGGUCUCAUCACGAGGAUCGGCACCGUCGCCCGCUCACCCAUGGCGGCCGCGGCAGUCGCUGGCAUCGUCAGCAACGACGCGCCACGGAAGCGCCCGCGUCGCCCGCCCAGCGGCGUCAGAAUGGAGGCCAUGAGCAGAGGCGGUGGCUGCUGCUGCUCGAGCAGCGACAAGAAGCUGGAGGCCGCGGAGCCGGCGACGACGAGGCUGGUGGUGAUCGUGGGCGCCACGGGCACGGGCAAGACCAAGCUGUCCAUCGACGCGGCCGUGGCGCUGGGCGGCGAGGUCGUGAACGCCGACAAGAUACAGCUGUACGCGGGGCUCGACGUGACCACCAACAAGGUGCCGCACGCGGACCGCCGCGGCGUCCCGCACCACCUCCUGGGCGCGGUCCGCGCCGACGCGGGCGAGCUCCCGGCGCCGUCGUACCGCGCGCUGGCCGCCGAGGCCGCGGCCUCCGUCGCGGCGCGCGGGCGGGUGCCCGUGGUGGCCGGCGGCUCCAACUCGCUCAUCCACGCGCUCCUCGCCGCCGACAGCCUCGGCGCAGGCGACCCGUUCAAGGUCGACGACGGGUACCGGCCCUCCCUGCGGUUCCCGUGCUGCCUCCUCUGGGUGGACGUGGACGGCGCGGUGCUGGACGAGUACCUGGACCGGCGCGUGGACGACAUGGUGCGCGAGGGCAUGGUGGAGGAGCUCCGGGAGUACUUCGCGUCGGCGCCCCCCGCCUCGCACGCGGCCGGGCUGGGCAAGGCCAUCGGCGUGCCGGAGCUGGGCGCCCACUUCGCGGGGCGCAAGAGCCUCGCCGCGGCGAUCGACGAGAUCAAGGCCAACACGCGGGUGCUGGCCGCGGCGCAGGUGCGCAAGAUCCGGCGCAUGGCCGGCGCCUGGGGCUGGCCCGUGCGGCGCCUAGACGCCACGCCCACGGUCCGCGCGCGGCUGGCCGGCGCCGGCCGCGCCGCCGAGGCCGCCGCGUGGGAGCGCGACGUGCGUGGGCCUGGCCUCGCCGCUAUGCGCCAGUUCCUGGACGGCCACGAGCAGCAGGAAAGGUGGCCGCUGGCGCGGAGGCAAUGCCGUGGCAUGGUGGUGUGACUCGUGAUGACGCGUCAAGAGUCCCGGGAGCCGAGCGUCCGGGUGCUCUCUGUUUUUUUUUUCUGAACAGGCCUCCAAAUUUUGGAGGGGCCGAGAGGGCACUGGUCGACGUGGGAGCUGUAGGCCCGUAGCGGCGAUGCCGCACAGGCACGCACCACAGCAAGGCGCAGCGACUUCGUGCAACAGAAACGGGGCGAGAGCGAGACGACUGGCCAGCAACUGCCCAUUUUUGCUGGGCAUGUGAGAUUUUUGUGAAUACUGAGGCAGCAGGAGCAGCUGUGCUUCCUUCUCGCUUCAAAACGUCCGCAGCAGCCUCAUCCUAGCCUGGCUGGCAGUACAGUGCCACCGACCGUCUUGUUCAGAUUUCGAAACACUGUUCCCAGUCCGGAUUGUGCGUGUGCGGAUUAGAGCGCAAACCCAUGCUUAAUGCGUGGUUACGGGGGGAAUGGGGAUUGUGCUGGACGCGUGAGCUGGUGUUGUGGUUGUGUGCUGCUGCCUGCUGCUGUGCCAGCUUGGAAGUCAGUUGGGGCUCCAGGCGUGUGCGCCCUUCUUGCCAAAAAACAAACAAGGAAUGCAUUGGUUUCUUCUC